Racocetra persica is the source of this 1285-nucleotide messenger RNA. The record is from the annotation of a GenBank genome assembly. Lineage: Eukaryota; Fungi; Glomeromycota; Glomeromycetes; Diversisporales; Gigasporaceae.
AUGACUUUAUUUUCAAAUUUUCGAUCUUUACUACCUAUCGCUAUCUCGGUUCUUUUUACAAAUGUUGUUUCCGCUCAUGAACAUCAUGAAACGAACGAAACUAAUGACGGUAACGCUGCCUUGGAGCCUAUCGAUGGAAUUCUUUUGGCCCAUAUUGCUUCAAUGUUCUUAGCUUUUGGCAUAAUAUUUCCUACUGGUAUGGUGCUGGGGCUUAGUAAGUCCCGUUGGCAUGUUCCCGUACAGAUAAUCGGUUCUAUUGUCGCCACAAUUGGUUAUUUUCUUGGUCAUGCUCAUGGUGGAAGGCAAUUCUCCAGUAAUAAUAUUCAUACAUUGUUUGCUCCUUAUCUAAUCUAUCUUUUGAUAUGUCAAGUUGGUGUUGGUGUUUAUUUAAAACUACAUUUAACAAUUGGUCCCAACAAAUGGUUUCGGCCUUUAUUCAAAAAAUUUCAUAAAUUUGUUGGUAUAGCUGUACCUGUUACAGGCUACAUACAAAUGGUGUUUGGUGUGAUAACUACUAAUGUAUGGUGCAGGGGUGAACAUUUAGGGCAGUGCCUUGCACAUUUCAUUAUGGGUUCUUCAUUUAUAGGAUAUGGUAUCUUUUUAAUUUUGAUGUUAAGACUUGCCUCCGGAUGGCUACAACGUAAAAGGAAAUCUCAAGAUUAUUAUGACAGUUGGACAAUUAUGGCUUGGGGAUUUGUAAACACUUUCACUGAACAUAGAGGUGAUCAUACAUCGUUAGGAAUAUUGUGGUGGGCUGGGGGUGCUGUCGGUGUUUACCUUUCCAGGAAUGGCAAAAGAAACGUAAUGCCGGCUAUUGUAAUUUUAUUUACCGGUUAUGCUAUGAGUUCACAUGCCCAGCCUUCUGAAAUAUCCACAAAGAUUCAUUCAAUGUUUGGCUACGUGCUCAUGGGUGCUGGUUUAGCAAGACUAGCUGAAAUUUGUAUAUUCUCUGAAAAAACUUUGAUGUUAAUGUUUUCAGGCCUUCUUUUCAUGGGCGCGACUGUCGAACAGAUUGCAUUGCUAACACAACUCGGCAUUGAUCCAUUCUCAUAUGCAUUGGUUCUUGCGAGCACUGCAUUUCUAAUAUUCCUUUUCACAAACUGUCUGAUAGAUUUAUAUUGGAGAUCCGGUCAAAAUGAUGGUGAACCAAUUGACAAUAACAACAUGAUGACUCAUAUCCCGUUACCUUUAACAGAUCCACAUAUUUCAAGUUCAAACUCUGAAGAUGAUCAUGAUGUACUAUUUCAACGUGCUAAAUCUAACGAUGAUGAUUAUGAUUUACAUA